Messenger RNA from Haliotis rufescens (red abalone), 786 nucleotides. RefSeq lists its product as uncharacterized. The record is from RefSeq and is a predicted model, not a curated record. Lineage: Eukaryota; Metazoa; Mollusca; Gastropoda; Lepetellida; Haliotidae. The transcript is spliced from 5 exons. The coding region runs from base 88 to 666 and encodes 192 amino acids.
CCUUUACUGCCGUCAUGCUGCAUGAAACGGACCUGUAGCCGUGUUGAUACCUAGGUGGUUUUGACGUCCGAUGUCACUUUGAAGGGGAUGAUACAGACAAUGAUGAAUCUACUGACCAUCGUAAUCGCCACAGGGCUGGCCGCUGUAGUGAGAGGAAACCCCGCCGCUGACCUGUGCCCCGGACAUGUGGAGUGUGGUACCAUCACACAGGAGAGAUACACGGCCGCGGCGGGAGACGUCACGAAGCAGUGCAAGGCGCUGUAUUUCGGGUUGGACUGUUUGGAUCGCGUGAGGAUGAACUGCUCCGCUUCCAAGACGUUCGGGUUGUCCGAGGCCAUCAAAUUUGCCAGAGAGCAGCUCAACAAGCUCAACUGCACAUAUGCUAUUCAGGAGGCAGCUAUGACAAACGGGAGUAUGGGGACAACAGGGGUCGGGCCUGUCGCCCCUGGCUAUACAGGAGGAGUUCCGGGUACUGGAGGCACCCUGCCGGGUACUGGAGCUGGGGGGACGUGGUGGCAGCCUGCAGGGUCGGUGUCUACCCCACCGACAAUUCCAACCGUGGGAACACAAAUGACCCCCCCGAGUGGAGAUGCCGGUCGCUCUUGUCAGUCGCUGUCACUCGUCUUGACGAUCGUGCUCAUUUCAGGACUGUUAUCAUUUUUCUGAACAAAGGCGACGAAUCAAUGGGGUCAUUUAUUGGCAAAAUAUAACUGAAAAUAGAUUGAUUUAGGGAAACCUUUUAUAAAUGUACCACAGCUGUUUAAAUAAACAAAAUUUGCCUUGAAA